Molecule: messenger RNA, 3670 nt
Organism: Hibiscus syriacus
Lineage: Eukaryota; Viridiplantae; Streptophyta; Magnoliopsida; Malvales; Malvaceae
Product: calmodulin-binding transcription activator 2-like
Exons: 13
Coding region: 135-3338 (1067 amino acids)
Biological process (GO): regulation of transcription by RNA polymerase II
Cellular component (GO): nucleus
Molecular function (GO): double-stranded DNA binding; protein binding; transcription coregulator activity
Source: RefSeq, a predicted model, not a curated record
GUCAAAAGGCAGAAAGACCUCUCCUCUUCUUUCGUUCCCAUCCUUUGCUUAUCUCAGCAAUCAAACAAAUCAAUUCCAAAAAAAAAAAAAACAAAUCAAAUCAAGUCCCUCGAUCUUUUUUUUGUGUUCAGCUCAUGGCGGAUCGAGCCUCCUACAGUUUGGCUCCUAGAUUAGAUAUUGAACAGAUAUUACUAGAAGCCCAGCAUAGGUGGUUAAGACCUGCUGAAAUUUGUGAAAUUCUUCGAAAUUAUCAGAAGUUCCAAAUUACAUCAGAGCCUCCUACAAGACCUCCAAGUGGUUCGCUCUUUCUUUUUGAUCGAAAGGUGUUAAGAUACUUUAGGAAGGAUGGACAUAAUUGGAGGAAGAAAAAAGAUGGGAAGACUGUGAAGGAAGCUCAUGAGAAGCUGAAGGUUGGGAGCGUUGAUAUGUUGCAUUGCUACUAUGCCCAUGGAGAAGAGAAUGAAAACUUUCAAAGGCGCAGCUAUUGGAUGCUUGAACCGGACUUGAUGCAUAUAGUUUUUGUGCACUACUUGGAGGUUAAGGGUAGUAGAACAAUUGGAGGCAUAAGAGAGACCAGUGAUGUAUCAAAUUCGCAAACAAGCAGUCCUUUGACUUCUAGCUAUUCUGUUACUCGUACAAAAGAACCUUCUGCAAAUGCAAAUUCAGCAAGCUCAAUUACCAGUUUAACAUCCUUAUGUGAAGAUGAUGAUUCUGAGGAUAGUCACCAAGCAAGUUCUAGAUUCCAUACAUCACCCCAAAUAGGAAAUGCUACUGUGAUGAACAAGUUGGAUCCCAGUUUUUUUAAUCACUAUUCUCCACAUCCCUUUCAAGGCCAAGUAUCAAUUCCUGGAACAAAUGAAGUUUCACAUCUUCAUGGAGAUAGACCUGGGGAUAUUAAUUAUGGCUCUUGUAUGACCGGAUCUCAAAGAACACUUGAUUCAUCUUGGGAACAAGACUUGGAGCAAUAUAUGCCUGUAUAUACCGAUGCAUCUUUUAAUGCUUCACCAAAUUCUAGUCAACAUGAUGCUAUUAGCACUAGCCUGCAACAAGAAACGGUGAUGAAAGGCAAGCUAUUAACUGUUGAGAGUGCUGGCGGGGAGUUUGGAAAUCCUUUGCCAACACAACCACAUUGGCAGAUUCCUUUGGCUGACAAUGCCUUAGAGUUGCCCAAAUGGCCCAUGGAUCCAUCAUCAAAUUUUGAUUUGCCAUAUGAUACUAAGUUAUUUGAGCAGAAUGCUCCUGCUUUUCAUUUGCCAAAUGCUCUUGAGGAUUUCUCCGAGCAUGAUGACUUAAAUGAUCGGCAUCUGCAUAAAGAUCAACAAAUACAGAGUAGCAAUGCAGAUCCUAAUUCUUUCAUGAGAACAUAUCCUGAGAACGAUAUGCGUUUGGAUGGAAAUGUCAACUAUGCUUUGUCUCUGAAAAAAUCGUUACUUGAUGGAGAAGAAGGCUUGAAGAAAGUUGACAGUUUUUCACGAUGGGUUACUAGAGAACUUGGAGAAGUAGAUGAUCUGCUUAUGCAAUCCUCAUCCGGUAUUGCCUGGAGUUCUGUUGAAUGUGGAGAUGUUUCUAAUGAUGCCUCUUUGAGCCCCUCUCUCUCUCACGACCAACUCUUCAGCAUUGUUGAUUUUUCGCCAAAGUGGGCAUACACAGACUUAGAAACUGAGGUGUUGAUUAUUGGGACAUAUUUGAGGAGUCAAGAGGAAGUAGCAAAAUGUAACUGGUCAUGUAUGUUUGGGGAAGUGGAGGUUCCAGCUAUGGUUAUCGCAGAUGGUGUUCUUUCCUGCCAUGCUCCGCCUCACAGUGUUGGGCAAAUCCCUUUUUAUGUUACAUGUUCCAACAGGUUAGCUUGUAGCGAAGUCCGAGAAUUUGACUACCGUGCAGGAUUCACUAAAGAAAUAAAUAUUUCAGAUAUCUAUGAUGUUGUGUCAAGAGAAAUGCUGAUGCGAUUUCAGAGGUUACUUUCUCUGCAAUCUUUCAGUCAUACUAAUCAUCACUCUGAAGGUGUUGGGGAGAAGCGAGAUUUGAUUACUAAAAUUAUAUCAAUGAAAGAGGAAGAUGAAUGCCACCAGAUUGUUGAUCCCUCUGAAAAGGAUUUGUCUCAACAUGAAGAACAAGAGUGCCUCCUUCAGAAAUUGAUGAAAGAGAAGUUGUACUCUUGGCUUCUUCACAAAAUAAUGGAAGAUGGUAAAGGACCAAAUGUAUUAGAUGAGAAGGGUCAAGGUGUACUACACUUAGCUGCUGCACUUGGUUAUGAUUGGGCAAUGAAGCCUACUGUUACUGCUGGAGUUAGUAUAAAUUUCCGUGAUGCAAAUGGAUGGACUGCACUUCACUGGGCUGCUUUCUGUGGAAGAGAGCAAACAGUUGCUAUUCUAGUGUCCCUGGGAGCAGCACCUGGAGCUGUUACAGACCCUACUUCAGAAUUUCAUUGGGGCAGAACUCCUGCGGACUUGGCUUCUGACAAUGGACACAAAGGAAUUUCGGGUUUCCUUGCAGAAUCUUCUUUGACCGGUUUCCUUUCUUCUCUUACAAUGAAUGAUAAAAAAGAAGCUGUACAAAUAGUUUCUGAGCGAGUGGCAACUCCAGUUUAUGAUAGUGAUGUACAAGACCUAUCACUGAAAGACUCAAUUACUGCUGUAUGCAAUGCUACACAAGCUGCCCAUCGUAUACAUCAAAUGUUCAGGAUGCAAUCCUUCCAGCAGAAACAGUUGAGUGAGUCUGGUGACGGUGUGUCAGAUGAGCAUGCCAUUUCACUUCUAACUGCAAAAGCACGCAGGCCAUUGCAAAUUGAUCGUGUCGCCCAUGCUGCUGCAACACAAAUUCAGAAAAAGUACCGUGGUUGGAAGAAAAGAAGAGAAUUCUUAUUGAUCAGGCAAAGAAUUGUCAAAAUCCAGGCCCAUGUUAGAGGACACCAAGUGAGGAAACAGUAUAGAACAAUCAUAUGGUCCGUAGGAAUUCUGGAGAAAGUUAUUUUACGGUGGAGACGUAAAGGGAGUGGCUUGCGAGGAUUUCGACGGGAUGCAAUUACUAAGGAACCUGACCCACAGUGCACGCUCUCGAAAGAGGAUGAUUAUGAUUUUCUCAAGGAGGGAAGAAAACAAACCGAGGAAAGGCUGCAGAAGGCACUUACUAGGGUAAAGUCCAUGGCUCAGAAUCCUGAAGGACGAGGCCAAUACCGAAGGCUGCUUACAUUGGUUCAAGGGAUUCGUGAAACCCAGAAUUGCAAUAUGGUACUGAGCAGUACAGAAGUGGGUGAUAGUGAGGGAGACGGCGAUGAAGACCUCAUCGAUAUUGGCUCUCUUUUGGAUGAUGAAACUUUCAUGUCUAUUGCAUUUGAUUAAGCUCCUUCAAACCUUGCCCCAACAUAUCCAACCUGUACAUAAACUGGUACAGCAGCUACGUAGCCAGCAGUAUGAAGGGUUUUAACUUGGGUUGUCUGUCAAUAUGGCAUCUAACGUACAUGGUUUGUUUGUAAGUAACAUGGAAAUUCUGUUUUACUUUUUCAGGUUAAAAAUAGUGUUUUUAAUCCCAUAAAUUCGUUAAUUCAAGGGUUAGAGUGUAGUAUUUAUUGAUUCCUGGGAAGAUUUAGUUGUAAAAUCUGUUGAGAGGAAGGGAUUAUGAGUGACAUUUUAGAGUGUAAUUAUAAACAUAUUGAUCCCCUGUGUGUGCUUAU